Messenger RNA from Porites lobata, 4764 nucleotides. NCBI's taxonomy places the organism in Eukaryota, Metazoa, Cnidaria, Anthozoa, Scleractinia, Poritidae. The record is from the annotation of a GenBank genome assembly.
AUGGAUUGGUCGGAUGCUAAAAAGAUGCUUGGCAGUUAUGGUCCAUGGCCCAAAGAUUCUCGUCCUCAACUUGUUAAACAGGAUGUUGCUACUGAAAUUCCCAACAGUUUUGAUGCUCGUACAAAGUGGCCUGGCUCCAUUCACGCGAUUAGAAAUCAGGUACAAAGUAGUAGAAAUAAUAACAGCAGUGUUUCUGGAAUGGCUCAAAAUCUCAGAAAAGUGUCAAGUAAUCAAAUUAUUCAUGAUAACAAUGACUUACUUUCAUGAUGACUUUAGUUUGAUUUUGUUGUUCUAACCCUAGCCCUAACCCUAACCCUAAACCCGGAAACAUCAGGGAAGUAGCCUUUAGGUCAAACAUAAUAUAAGUACCAUCAACGCAAAGGCACAGUACAAACCAUUUCGUUGUAGAUAAACAAACUUUUAAUGCUCGAUUUUUUUUUUCAUUCUUAGCUUGAUUGUGGAAGUUGUUGGGCCUUUGGUGCCUCAGGUGGGUUUAUGGUCAAUAUUGGUCAAGUUGUGUUACAUUGAUGAAAAAACCAUAGUUAAUGUAUGUCUAAUUUGUUUCUAUGUUUUGUUUGAUUAAUGCAGAAGUACUUUCAGACAGGUUUGCUAUUGUGAGUAGCAAUCGAAUUAACGUGGUGCUGUCAGCUCAGCAGCUUGUUGACUGUAACACAGUGAAUGAUGGCUGUAGCGGUGGCUGGCCCUUAAAGGCGUGGCAGUACAUGUCCAAAGUUGGGUGAGUGGAUUGGUUCCUGAAAUUUUAAUGUACGGAUUUAUAUAUCUGCCCAAGGAUUGUUUAUAGUAGUUUUGGAGGUUACCAUGACUGGAUCUCAGGGUAAAAGCUCAACGAUAUAUUUUUUUUAAAGCUCUAGUUAUCUAGACAAUAAAACUUAAUUUAGCUUAAUCCUGGACUAGCUUAAAUUAUCUGUCAUGGAACCGAGAGGUACCCAUUGCGCCUAGUGUAACACAGUUUGCUUUCCUCUUGUUUAUAUGUCCAAAGCCUUUUGACUGCACAGUGCUAUGGUGAGUACACCGCAAAAACUGGAACCUGUAGGUUUAAUGGAUCAUCUAUCACACAAUGCCCCAGUGGCUACGGAACACCCAGAUUCUACAAAGCAGAAAACGCAUAUACUGUCAAACAAUCCGUAUGUAAAGUCCUUCUUUGAUCACAUGUAUAGUUAUUUUUUUAAACUAGAAGAUAAAAUGAUAUAUAAUGUUAUAAAAUAUGAAUCACAAAGGAACAGUUCUUCAAGAUCUUGCUGUUCAAUGUUUUUUGCUUGCAGCUACCCAAUGUUUUAUUUGUAAUACAAGUUCAUUCGACUGCAAAACGUUUAGCUCGUUAAUUUGAGAAAUACAUUUUUGGGCGAUGCACUAAACAAUAACAGAAUCAAUGUUUUUCUUGUAACUUACAGUGCACUACCUGCUACUAUUAUGUAGGUCUGGUUUUUUGUUUGUUUGUCUGCCUUGACUGUCAUCAUCAAACAUUCUUUUGGUUCCAUCUGUCUGGUUUGCCACAGUAAGUUUGCAACGAAUCCAACCAGCUGCUCUCGAUCUUCAGCACAACUCUCUUCUUUUACUUAGGUUGAAGCAAUUCAGACAGAAAUUAUGACCAACGGACCGGUUGAAGGUACUACACAUUAAUGCUAAUAAAUGCAAAGAAGGUUAUCUCAGUCAAAGAAAGCCUGAAAAGUUCAGGCUUUUAGUUCAGGUAUUCGCUUUCUUUCAUUCUUUAUCGCGAUUAUUCUAACUCGCUUGAGGUUGAAGCCGUGCAGUGACCCCCCACGGCAAGGAAAUGUUAAAAAAACCAUUCAUAAAAAAGGGCGAUAUCCCUUAGGAAAUCCUCUUUCCCGUCAACUGUAUUUUGCGUAUUUGGCUGUAUUUUCCACUUGGGUGUGAAAAAUGAACCUUCAGAGAUUUCCAAGGAUGACCAAAAAAGGAUAAAAUGCGUAAAUCUUGCGAUUCUGUUUCAAAUGAACACUGGCGUUCUAAGCACGCAAAAUGCAACCAAGUACUUAACGUACAAGACACUACGGCCCGCCAUGAUCUUCUACGUAUUCGGGAAGCGCAGUACGGCCAGUCAAUAAGUUUAAUUAGCAAAUCAAAAACUUUGCACGUGCAUCUUAUUGUUUUAUCAACACUUCUUUGCCAUAACUGCAUGACCACCACGUGAAAGUGCCUAACUUCACGUUUUAUUGAGGACGUAAACAAACGAAGACGAACUUUUUUCCCCUAUGAGUUUGUCUACGUUUGACAAAAUAAGCGACUUGUAAUAAUCGCGAAAAAGAAUGAAACAAUGAGAAUUUACUUUUUAUUAAAAAGCGACGUUUUGACCGCUAUAGCCGCUAUUGACGCGUGGCGGGAAAAAAAUACUUCCGGUCACCGUACUAGACCCUUCCGUAGUCGUUAGGGAAUGUCCCUAUUAUAUACCGAUGCAGCGCUAUUCAUUUUUCUUUUCUCGGUUUAGGGAUGAGGUGUACCUCGGUAGCUGCCCCCCAAAAAAGCUGUAUAGCACCUAACUCCUACCAGUCUCUUCCUUCGGAGUGGAAAACUUCUGUUGGGCCAUAUGCGGCCUCCGGUCACUGUGGCGUUAUCUUCCGGUGUGUAACCUGUUUCCUCUGCAAAUGAGAAAGGUGCUUUCCCUUGAACGGGGUACCCUUGUGGGAUUUCAAAGUUUCUGUUAGACCUUCAGUACAAAAAGUUCUUUCCAUAGCAGAGAGGAGUUCUUUUUCAACUGAGCUGUCGAUGAUUUCUACUUCCGGUUACUUUGAGUAGUCCACGACGAUAAACAAGUACUUUUCCGCUGUUGGGAAAUGGGCCGCAUAAAUCAGCUGAGCCUUAUUUACUCAAGAUCCUUUAGGUUUGGGAGACACUUUAAAGGUUCGUGCUAAGUGUUAUUGACGCUACCUUGGCCGGGUACACAGUCAGUGAUUCGCCUCUCAGCACUCUUAUCGCUUCCAGGAACCAUACCUUUGAGUGAAACAGCUUUUUAGUUUAACAAUUCUCAAACCUUUCAAGUCUGAUUAUGGAACCCUAUCUUUUUUCAGCUGAUUUCACGGUGUACCAGGACUUCUGUUUGUAUCGAAGUGGUGUUUAUAUUCAUACCAGUGGGCAGCUAGUUGGAGGACAUGCGAUCAAGAUGCUCGGGUUAGUCGGUUCACUUAUUGCUAGAUUAUUGCUAUGAUAAUUAAUCUUUAUCUUUAUGUUAAGAGGAUUCUAUUUUUUUAUAUAACUGUUUAACUACUAGAAUAAGAUGCGGGCAAACUGUCAUUUCAAGAAGAAAUUCUAUUUUGUGUGUGUGUGUAAAAUUCUACCCACGCUGACUGACUCAUCAGACUGGACAAAUUAAACAACUAGUCAACGGCUUAAUCAAAUGAUAAUUAUUAUCAGUCUUUAGACAGAUUUGAUAGUCAACUCGUAGCUGAGCCCUGGGAUCUGGCAUUGAGCUGUUUUCUUAGACGUGAAAGUUUGUAUUAACAUCAAUAAGAGCAAAAAUAACAACCAUCUUCUAGAAAACGCGUCGCAAAUAAAACGCAAACGUCUUGACUAAAUGACACAAAAAAAUAUGUUUGCGUUCAAGAUAAGGCGCACAUUAUAUGCUCGUAUAACCUGUUGUACAGUUUUUGUCUUAUUUGAGAGGCGCCUUUUGUUCUCUGUCUCCAGUAGAAAUGGCCCUAUUCAGUAACGCAGGAAGAAGUGCACAAGACUACAAGCCUAUCCAUUGGCGCUUCAUAUCGGUCAAACCGACUGGUUACUAAACGCUAAGCUUGAAUUUCGAUAGCCGGCUGUGACCGCUGUGGAUAUAACGGAACAUAAGCGAAUAGACCCGAUCGUGACCUUCAACCUUCUCGUGAUUGUAACUGUUACUAAGCUAUCAGUAAUGCAAUGAAUUCUCUUUUGAAAUCGUUUCAAUCUUUUUUUUUAGAUGGGGUCGGUCCUCAGAAGGCGUUGAUUACUGGGUAUGACUUUUUUUUUUUGUUUUGGUUUUUUGUCGUAGUGUUAAUUAUAGUUAUACAAGGUGUGUUGACUUAUAAGGUAGGCCGUAAGGUAGAGUUAGAGUUUAAGGGUUAGGAAGAAGGAAUUAAUCCUUUUUUGUGUGUGUUGUGUUGUUGCACAUCUUCCAGCUGUGUCGUUUUUCAAACGAUGCACAUUUCUUUCCACUUUACCAGUUACUAUGCCUUUGAACAACUUCAAUGAAGGCAAGGUGCCAUUUUGACGACAAAACAUAUGUAAAACUUGACAAUUUUUGAAAUGUGAUUCAUUAAAAUGAAAAACAGAAGGGAUCUCGUCAAGAAUACGGUUGAACCUCUCUACAACGGCCACUUUGGGGACAGAAGAAAGAGGCCAUUGUAGAGAGGUUUAAACAAGAGUGAAUGGAUUGACCGUCUGCCAAAACAAAAUGGCCGUUGUAGAAAGGUGGCCGUUAGUGCAGGUUCGACUGUAUUUUGCCUAAUAGUAUAAUAAAAUAUGCCUUGUUUUUAGAUUUGUGCCAAUUCCUGGGGAGCCACGUGGGGAAUGGAUGGUGAGUGUUUAUUUUCUGUGUUGGUAGCGUAACACUCAAAUAUUGAAAUACCACCGGUUUUGACUGUAAGUUAAUUAUAUUUGCACUGAAGAAACUAUGUAUUUAUUUUUUAUUACCAGGAUUUUUCUACAUUCGCCGAGGCACAAAUGAGUGCGGAAUCGAAAGUGGAGUAACAGCUGGAAUUCCUGCUCUGUGAAGAGAAGCAAAAUCCACUUUAAAGUGUAGUUUAGUUUGUUGACAGUCGA